GAUACAAAGUGGAACAGCGCAAAAGAAGAAGAAGAAGAGGAAGAGUGAGGGUAAACACGCAUCAGCUGGCCCGCCGCUCCUCCCGCCGCGCCGCACCUUUUGUGGUGUUGGAAGUGCAGCGAUCAGGGACAUGGCCUCAUUUUAUGAUGAGGAUGAAGCUUACACCAGAGUCCAGCUGUUUCCGCUACACAAUGCCGUUGCAUCAAAAAACUUCAAACAUGUUCAAGAUCUUGUAAAUGACGGCCACGACAUCAAUGAGCAGCACUAUGACCGCGUCACUCCACUACACAUGGCCUGCCUCACCGGGGACCGACAGAUCACCAAGUACCUCCUGGACCGAGGCGCAUGGGUUAAUGCCCAGAGCAUAGACAACAGCACACCCCUGUGUGAUGCCUGUGCAGGGGGCAGUUUGGACUGUGUCAAGCUGCUGCUGACUGGUGGUGCACUGGUCAACCCUCCCUUGCUGCCCGCCACACCCCUGCAUGAAGCAGCCCUCAGAGGCUACACAGACAUCGUUUCACUACUCGUGGCCUCGGGAGCCAAGCUGAAUGUCAAUGAUCUGCACUAUGGCACUCCCCUGCAUGCUGCCUGCUCCAUGACGAUGCCCUCCAUUGCCUGCAUCAGGUUCCUCCUCAAAGCCGGUGCCGGUGUGAAUGCCAUAAAGAACCAUAAGACUCCACUGCAUUACAUUGCCAUGUACAGCAAGAGUGUGGAGGCAGCACAGCUUCUCUUGGCCUAUGGUGCCAAUGUUUACAUGCAGGAUAACAUGGGCAAAACUGCGCGAGAUCUGGCUGGUGCGUCCACAGGAUUAGCCAAGCUGCUGGCAACCCAGGAGAAGUGCCCGCGUCCCCUUGUCCAGUGCUGCCGGCUGGCCAUCAGGUCACACCUCGGUCCCAGCAGACUCCAGCUCAUUAGCCAGCUAGAGGCGCCCUCAAUCUUGAUCGGUUUCUUAGAGUAGUUGAUAGAGUUUUUGUCUGUUUGUCUUUCAGAUUUGUACCAAAUUUUAUGUGGUAUGAUAAUCUUAUAUAAGAAUUAAAGACAUUAGUCUAAUGAGAAAUUUAUUUGCAAGUAAGAAUAUUACAUUUCAUAGUCUAUGUUUUGUACUAUUUUUGUUUAUAUUGUUAAAUUAUGAAAUCAUUUUUAUUUACUGCAACAAAACCUUUUGUUAUUUGUGUUUAUGAAAACACAUUUCUGUUUUUCCUUUUAAGAAAUCUUUAUCAUUAUAUAUGUAUGUGUUUCUUGUAGUCUGUGUUCUAUACUGAAUUAUUUGUCCUGAUAGGAGCAUCUUGUUCUGCUCGCAGAGGAUGUUUCAUGACAGGGGACAACAGUUCAUUUCACUCCUGCCCCACACAGGGAGGCCUUCCCUGACACAGAAGCUGCAUCUUUCCAGAGGAAGAUGGCUUCUCUUACCUCAAUACUGUCUACACAUGAAUAUUUACAAUCAUUUAUAUUUAAGGUCUUUUAGAAUAUAAACCAUUUAUUUAUUGCUGUUACAUUAAACUUACUUCAGUAACCAAUGCAACUUAUACCCUCCAGCUGUACUUGAGCUAAUUUUCUUUAGCUGUGUAAGAAAAUGUUGCUGAAAAUUUUAUUUGAUUGAAGGCAGUCCCUGUAGGUGUCACAGGAACUUUUUGCCUUAUCUAAUAUCUUGGGUUGUUUAUAAAGUUUUGUGUGCAGUGGUUACACUAUUUAUUUGCACAUGCAUUUAAAUCAUUAUGUACAGUUGUUCCCUGAUAGUCACACAUUUGACAUUUGUAAAUUCAUAAACUUGCAGGGUACCCCAUGAACAUUAUUUAUGGACAGCUUGGAUUAUUUUAAGUUACUCUGAAUUUGAAAUGUAUGUUACAGCUUAGUGCUGUAAUUUUUAUUUUCUUAUUACAUUGAUUUUCAGGUAAUAGAAUUAAGUUUUAGGGCAUAUUUGGGGGCUGGAGGAUUCUGUCCUCUCAGGGGUUUGGUGUUCCUACCCUUAGCUAGCAGUCACCCAAUCCCUGAUCUGGUUGACUGGGGUGGAGCCUGCAACUCUUCCUCAUAAAGCCCAAUUCCUGCCCGAUACAAAAUACAAGCAUAGGCUGAGGUCGAGGUUCUGUUUACUACCCUGACCCAGCUGUAUUAGGAGGCCUGACCAAGCAGCAAACUCCCUUAAUGGAUUCAUCUUAGGGGAGUUUGCUGUCUAAAACAGGUGCAGAGCAUAGCCCAUGGGAUCCAAGCACCCUAAAGAAGGAAGUGUUUUUUUUUUUUUUUUUUUUUAACAUUCUGAGCCUCUCCGAGGAUCACUGACUGCCUUACUGAUAGAAUGAGCUUAGAAGACUGAAGAUGGAUAUAGUGUGACUGAGAUAAGGAAGCCUGGCAGUGGGCAGAUCAGUAGGUGGGUAGCUCAGCUGAUUAAGCAUGAACAAUAAUACCAUCUUAGAAAGGUAGCUAUAGGCAUUUUCAGCCAAUAGUAACUGUUUGUUGUUGAGUUUCCUCUUGUUGACAAACAUUAUAGUACAAGUGAGGUUAAGCACACCUUGGGCUUCAUGUCUCUUAUUGCAGUGUACACUUUAACUGAUAUGUAAAACUGAAGAGAUGUUCUGUACCAAACUCAACUCUGUCUUAGACCAGUGCCCCUCCCCUUAGGACACAUUCGUCAUUUUGGGGUAACUUAAAUGUUAGUCCUGGCACUGAGAAAGCUGACAAUGAGUUAAGUGUUAGACCCCCAUGGAUCUGGUACGAGGAACACAUAACAGUUCUCUCCUAGGUCUAAAAGGUUAAGCAUUGCAGGGAGUAGAGCAGCACUACUGGGUGCGGUAUAGCAAUGCCGCAGGAGGAGCUAAGGAUAUUGACCACUUUUGCAUAACUACUUGGAGGAUCCUUCAAAACUUAGGUUUUUCAGAGUGCAGAGUUUUUUGCCACUGAUCAUAGGCUUGUUGUUACUCUCAAGUUUUAUGUCAGGUUAAGAAGAAUCUCAAGAUGUAAUCAUAUUGUGUUUUCUCUAAAGAAACUGAAGGACUUGGCAUGUGCCUAUGAGUAUACAGUGACAGUCAAAUCCCCACAAAUAAACCACCACAAGUUAAUGUGAUGGAUAUGAGCACUGAGGCCACAGGCAGCUUAAUGUAUGCCAACUUUACUUUCUUUGUCAAUGUGCCAAAAAAUAACAUGCUAUCACAGUAGAAUCUCUAUAUCCAAAUGCCCCCUUACUUGAAUGAUCCAAUAUUUGAACAACAUUUUCAAGAAGAAAUUGCCACUAAUAUUCAAACUUUUGCUCCUAUAUCUGAACCCAAACAAAGGUGGCCCAGCAUGUCUGCCCAGACAAACAAUGCAUCACACAGUCAGCUGUUAAUUUCUCUCCACCUGAUGGAUGAUGAUGAUUUAUUUAUUUAUUUUUCAAGAAAAAUAAGUGAGUAUGGCCCCAGUGAAGAGUGGUAAAGUAGUAAAGUGCAGUUAAAUUUUCAUUAAUUACAUGUAUUUAUUGCUUUUACAGUUUUCAUUUAUAAUUUGUCACAUAAUUAUUAUUAUGGAUGUUAAAGUAUCAAUACUUUCACUUUUUCUUUUAAUAAAGGUUACCUGGGGCUUGGAAUGGAUGAAUCCAAUUUACAUUAAUUCCUUUUGGAAAAACUGAUCCGAUAUAGAGUACAGGAAACUGUUUGAAUAUCAAAUUGUUCUUGCACUGGAUAUACAAAAAGGUUUCUGGGUCAGAUUAAGUUUAGAUAUAGUGGUACGGGCUACACAUACCAUUGUAUUUCAGUUGGGCACCAGUACCUAUUACACUUUUCUUUUGUUGCCAACAUAUCAGAACUACUACGACACAUUACCACUCAUGUGAGCACUAUGGUAUGACCACAGAAUGGUUAAUGUAAUUACAAGUUGUUUGACCUUAGUCAAGAUGCAUCAUAGUUGAGUAGUUUGACUGACAUGGAUUUAGUCGCUGUCAUUCGUUGUUGGCUAAGUUGCUGGGCUGAGCUAAAGAUGAACUUUUAACCUGAAUAGUUCAACAAUUAUGAAAAUAAGAAAUUAGCAGGACCCAGUAUAUUCCCGUAGUUGGCUGUAAAUUCCAACCCAGAAUGGAUAUCUUAAACAUAUUGUUUAAACAAAGGUAAAGGUGGGUGCAUCCGCUAUAGCUGCCAUGGCUGCAGUGCUCAUGUCUGAACUGAUUUUUAGAUAUAUUUUUUUAUUUAUUUCACUCAACUGUGUGCACCAUAAAAUGCUAUGAUAUUUUUGCUGUUGCAUCAAAGUAGCCUCAAACAAACAAUAAAUACAUCUAAUUAAUGACAAUUAAACUGCACUUUACUACUUUACCACUCAGCAUCAAAUGCCAAGCCUGUCAGUCAUCAACUUGAUGUGAGUUCUUGACACUGCCAAUGUAGACCCAACCAAUCAUUACAUCCCCAAUAGUGAUGCAGCCCUGAGGCAAUGUGUCAAGUGAUCAGUGAGUCCUUAUUGUUGUUGACGUGUAGGUGUGACCACGUGACGUGUAUUAAGACUUUAGGGCAUGACCGCCUAUGGACCAUUUUGCUUCAAAGUACGAUUUGUGCUCAAACACUGGGUCCCAAUAGACUGACCAUUCACUGGGUCAUCAUUCCUUCGCAGUUAUAUGACUGAGUACCAGAUGGUAGGAAGCACACAACUCUUAGUACUGUCCAGAGGCUUGCAAAAUGGUUGUAAGGACCAUGUUUAAAAUAUAAGUUUUGUAAAAAGAAAAUCUGAAGAAUACUCUUACAGAACAUCACUUGUUUUUGCUUAUAUAUAUGUAAGUGAAAACAGAGUACCCUAUUUGCCAUCAAAAGCAGUGGUUUAGAAUAUACACCAUAAAGUCAUAAAAUAAACUCUGUAAUAAAAGUCUCAAAUAGUAAUA
This is a messenger RNA of Eriocheir sinensis (Chinese mitten crab), 4831 nucleotides long. RefSeq names its product ankyrin repeat and SOCS box protein 13-like. Gene Ontology annotation, molecular function: protein binding. The coding region runs from base 131 to 958 and encodes 275 amino acids. Gene Ontology annotation, biological process: protein ubiquitination; positive regulation of protein catabolic process. The transcript has 7 exons. NCBI's taxonomy places the organism in Eukaryota, Metazoa, Arthropoda, Malacostraca, Decapoda, Varunidae. The record is from RefSeq and is a predicted model, not a curated record.